GAGCUGACCGUGGAUGGCCGAUGUCCGAAGCAAGUACAUCCUCUGCGAUGAUUUCGAACAUCAUCAUCAUCAUCCGAUGCGGAGACAAGAAUAAACAUAAAAGGCUGGACCUACGGCAGAGCGGACUCGUUCUUCUCCCGUCCGGACCUCAAGCUCUCCCUCGUUUCCUUGCAGCCCCCUUCAAUCUUCUCGAACAGCUUCCACGCAAGUCCUGUUGAUCAUUUGCUUGGAAGUGCCAUUGCAACUCUGCACUCACCUACUCAUUCAUCAUGGAUAACAACCGCUUGUUCUUGAGCAUUAUGCUCGCCUCCUCGGUUGCUGCUUCCCCGUGGCAAACCAGUGAUUGGAAUGGCUAUGGUUCGCCUCCGUCCUGGGUCACUGCUUCCAAGACGCAAGGAGGCCCACAAGGUGGCCCGUACGGCGGCUGGGGCCCGAACGGCGGCUGGAGCUCCUACUGGACCUGCAAGGCCUCUACUGUGACCGAGACGACCUUCUCGACCGUUGCAGGUCCCGGGUUUACCUCAGUGGUGACACUUCCCGAAUCUACCACCACUGUCUUCUCGCCCAGAGAGACUGUGUCGGACUGCACCAUUGACCGGCCUGGCCCACCGCCAGUCACCAUCACGGUGAUUCCAUCUCCUGGAGGUCCGCCAAGCUGCACUGAUGUCGGACCCAUCCGCCCGCCCCAGACAGUCACCGAGCAGGGACCACCCGUCACCGUCACCGUCACCGAUGAGAGACCUGGCAGCACCGUCUCCGACUGCACUUGGUACAGGCCCACGCCUCCAGUCGUGACUAUCACAUUCGACAGACCUGGUGAUGUCGUCACCGUCACCAAGCCAGCUGAGACGAUCAGGGACUGCACCGUCUAUGGCCCUGGAGGUCCCGGAGGUCCCGGCGGCCCAGGAGGUCCGACGAUCACCGUCUACGCUCCCAAGGAGACCGUCACCGUCGAGAAGCCCGCCGAGACCAUCUCAAGCUGCACCAUCGACAGCCCCGUCCUCCCACCCAAGACCGUCACCGAGUACAAGCCCGAGGUCACCGUCACCGUCGAGAAACCCGAAGUCACCGUCACCAAGUGCGACAACAACUCUCCUCCGUUCCCGCCGACUACUCUCACCGUGUACGAGAAUGGCCCAACCGUCACCAUCGACCGUCCCGCCGUCACCAUCACUAGCUGCGAUAUCGGAGGCCCUGGUCAGCCACCCAAGACUAUCACCGAGACUGCCCCAUGCGAGACCAAUGGCCCUGUCUAUGGAGCUUCCCCUUCCGACAAGGGCUCAAACCCAACCGGCAAUGGCCCAGCUCCAUAUGAUAACGGUCCAGCUCCGACUGAAAAGGGACCAAGCCCGACUGACAAGGGCCCAGGCUCGAACGACAACGGCCCAUACCCAACCGAUAAGGGCUCCGACGGCUACGACAACAGCAGCAAGUCGGACCAGGGGCCGAGCAGCUAUGCUACUCCCAGUCCCCCGGGCUACUACUAGGAGAAGCCAUCGAAUCGCGGGUUACCAGGUCGCGCUGCUUUGGCAAACACUCUGCUAGUAGUCAAUCGGGUAUAACAAGGUGGAUUUUACCAGGUCGGGUGGAAAAUCAUAGGACUCUGUGCAGGCAUUUCUGAGGUAAUGGAACAAACAUGCGGAGGUUUCGGUGGCACGGUAGCAAGUUCCAAAAAAACAAAAAGUGGUCUCGUCAUUUCAUGUAUACAAUCAAUUUUCAUUUCUCUGAGUUUGCCGUUUCAGCACUGUUGAUGCAUUGAAUCGUCGUACCAUAUGAGAUCAAAAGAGCA
Dissoconium aciculare CBS 342.82 is the source of this 1789-nucleotide messenger RNA. RefSeq lists its product as uncharacterized. Bases 270 to 1487 code for a protein of 405 amino acids. The record is from RefSeq and is a predicted model, not a curated record. NCBI's taxonomy places the organism in Eukaryota, Fungi, Ascomycota, Dothideomycetes, Mycosphaerellales, Dissoconiaceae. The transcript has a single exon.